CUGAGCCAUUUUUCUUGUUAGCUGGUCCCAAUGUGAUUGAAUCUGAAGAUCACAUUUUAAGGAUGGCUCACCACAUCAAGACUAUCACUACCAAGCUUGGGUUGCCCUUGGUUUUCAAAUCAAGCUUUGAUAAAGCUAACCGAACAUCCUCCAAAUCAUUUCGGGGUCCGGGAAUGACUGAAGGCUUGAAGAUCCUUGAGAAAGUUAAAGUAGCAUAUGACAUUCCCAUAGUAACUGAUGUCCAUGAAACUAUUCAGUGUGAACCGGUUGGAAGAGUUGCUGAUAUUAUUCAGAUUCCAGCAUUUUUAUGUCGCCAGACAGAUCUUCUAGUUGCUGCAGCCAAGACUGGAAGAAUUAUCAAUAUCAAGAAAGGCCAGUUCUGUGCUCCUUCUGUGAGUCAUGGAAAUUCUGCUGAGAAGAUUAGAUUGGCCGGGAAUCCAAAUGUGAUGGUUUGUGAGAGAGGCACCAUGUUUGGCUAUAAUGAUUUGAUUGUUGAUCCACGUAAUUUGGAGUGGAUGAGGGAAGCAAAUUGUCCUGUUGUUGCCGAUGUCACACAUUCCUUGCAACAGCCAGCUGGAAGAAAGUUGGAUGGUGGAGGCGUGGCCAGUGGAGGCCUUCGUGAGCUGAUACCAUGCAUCGCAAGGACUGCAGUUGCUGUUGGAGUGGAUGGAAUUUUCAUGGAGGUGCAUGAUAAUCCUCUGAAUGGUCUGGUUGAUGGUCCAACUCAAUGGCCACUGCGCCAUUUGGAGGAACUUCUGGAAGAGCUAAUUGCAAUAGCUAGGGUAAGCAAAGGGAAGCAACACUUCAACAUUGAUCUCACACCAUAUUGUGAUUAGGAAGAUGUCAAGAGUUCUGUAAGUGAGUAGCAGGCCACAACACUCAAUUUUGGAGAUUGAAAAAGGUAAGGAAAAUACUAUUUGCGUGUCCUAAUCUUUUUUCCCUAAGUGAUGCAAAUCUACUUAUUUUCUUUCCUUCCUACAAUUCUUAAUCUUUUUCUUUCAUUCUUUUUUU
Durio zibethinus is the source of this 1011-nucleotide messenger RNA. NCBI's taxonomy places the organism in Eukaryota, Viridiplantae, Streptophyta, Magnoliopsida, Malvales, Malvaceae. The record is from RefSeq and is a predicted model, not a curated record.